This is a messenger RNA of Notolabrus celidotus (New Zealand spotty), 1376 nucleotides long. RefSeq names its product neudesin neurotrophic factor (gene nenf). The coding region runs from base 100 to 582 and encodes 160 amino acids. The record is from RefSeq and is a predicted model, not a curated record. The transcript has 4 exons. Gene Ontology annotation, cellular component: endomembrane system; membrane. NCBI's taxonomy places the organism in Eukaryota, Metazoa, Chordata, Actinopteri, Labriformes, Labridae.
AGUCUUGAACGCAGCAUGAGCUGCAGAGAGCAGGAACGGGGAAGUGGAUCAAUGGGAUGAAAGUUUGCUCCUUAAACUCGUCCAAACAAAGACCCUACCAUGGAAACGGUGCACAUGUGUGUCCUGUUUGUUCUCCUGACUUUGACUUUAGGAGAAGAUGUUAAAUUAAAGUAUAAACCAGCAAACAAACCUGUAAGACUGUUCACAGAGGAGGAGCUGAAGAGAUACGACGGCAGAGAGGAGGGACAGCCUAUUUACAUGGCAGUGAAAGGAGUGGUGUUUGAUGUCACUGAGGGCAAAGAGUUUUAUGGAAAAGAUGCUCCAUACAACGCCCUGGUUGGAAAGGACUCCACCCGGGCUGUUGCCAAAAUGUCUCUGGACCCAGCUGACCUGACAUCAGAUAUUACGGGUCUGACCGAGGAGCAGCUGGAGUCUCUGGAAGGAGUUUUUGAAGGCACGUAUAAAAAGAAGUAUCCCAUCGUGGGUUACACGGCGUCACGCAUCCUCACCGCGGACGGGAGUCCAAACAAAGACUUUAAACCGGAGGACCAGCCUCACUUCAAAAUCAAAGAUGAGUUUUAAUCUCAGAGUUGAAGAUUAGUUUUAGUAAUUUUAUAGACACUUAUAGCCUGAAGGUUUACAUGAUCACUUUACUGUAAUCUCUAUUAUUAUAUAUUUUUACAUACAUUAUGUCAAGAUCAGAAUGAGGCUUCUUUGAUAAACUUCAAUGAGUAGAUCCGUCCCAUCCAGACGAAGACUCCUUUAAAUGUCCAUGUGCAGAUGUUAUCAAUCAUCACAUAUCCUGUUCAGUGAUGGUCACAGGAUUUGUCCUGAAGGCUUCAUGUCUCCACAUCAGACUCCUGUAAGCUGCAUAUAGAAACAAACAAACCCGGCAUGUUGAAUCAAAGCUACAGAAGUUUAACAACCUGUUAACUACUUUAUGAUCAAACCUGGAUCAGACUUCUUUAAAAUGGAAAAAACACCCAUGUUGACACAUCAUGUAUAUCAGCUGACAUGCUCAGUAGAGGUAUAGUUAAUCACCAUAAACUACACACAUCACCACCCUCAUCAUUAAACUGAGAACAGAGCAGUGAGGGAGCUGUGGAUGAAAGUUUAGCUGAAGCUGUUUGCUGAUGGCUUUGAGAAGAGCUCAGAUCAGUUAGAUACUGAACCAUGACUGUCCUCCAGACCAGUUGUGAUGGCACUACAUCAUCUCAUUCAUACAUUACUGUACAAACAAGUCUUAAACUCAAAAUGUGUCUCUUUUCAGACAUGCACUCUGUAAAAUGUCUCAGCAGGCUGGACAUGACGUCAAAUAAUCCCAGUAUAAUGUCUCACAAACACACCUGAGAUUUAAACUACUAUGACUCCUUUAA